Messenger RNA from Lutra lutra (Eurasian river otter), 1794 nucleotides. RefSeq names its product vacuolar protein sorting-associated protein 4B. The transcript has a single exon. Gene Ontology annotation, molecular function: ATP binding; ATP hydrolysis activity. Lineage: Eukaryota; Metazoa; Chordata; Mammalia; Carnivora; Mustelidae. Bases 153 to 1487 code for a protein of 444 amino acids. Gene Ontology annotation, biological process: vacuole organization; endosomal transport. The record is from RefSeq and is a predicted model, not a curated record.
UUUUGGAACAAGUUCCAGAAAAGAAGCCGCGGCUCGGGGUCCGAGAGCCACCAGCCUGCGCACGUUCCGGGCAGCACCGGGCGCGACUCGACGUUGCCGCUGUUGGCUUCCUCUGCCCUCGUUCUUCCCAGAGAACCGCCUAGAUCUCCGCCAUGACAUCCACCUCGCCCAACCUCCAGAAAGCAAUAGAUCUUGCUGGCAAAGCAGCCCAGGAAGACAAAGCCGGGAACUAUGAGGAAGCGCUUCAACUCUACCAACAUGCCGUUCAGUAUUUUCUUCAUGUAGUUAAAUAUGAAGCUCAGGGUGAUAAAGCCAAGCAAAGUAUCAGGGCAAAGUGUACAGAAUAUCUUGAUAGAGCAGAAAAACUAAAGGAGUACCUGAAAAAGAAAGAGAAAAAUCCACAGAAACCAGUGAAAGAGGGACAGCCGAGUCCAGCUGACGAGAAGGGGAAUGACAGUGAUGGGGAAGGAGAAUCUGAUGAUCCUGAAAAAAAGAAACUACAGAAUCAACUUCAAGGUGCCAUUGUUAUAGAGCGACCAAAUGUGAAAUGGAGUGAUGUUGCUGGUCUCGAAGGAGCCAAAGAGGCACUUAAAGAGGCUGUGAUAUUGCCUAUUAAAUUCCCUCAUCUUUUUACAGGCAAGAGAACACCUUGGAGGGGAAUUCUGUUAUUUGGGCCACCUGGAACAGGAAAGUCCUAUUUAGCCAAAGCUGUAGCAACAGAAGCAAACAACUCAACAUUUUUUUCAAUAUCUUCCUCUGACCUUGUCUCUAAGUGGCUAGGUGAAAGUGAAAAGCUAGUUAAGAACUUAUUCCAACUUGCUAGAGAGAACAAACCUUCCAUUAUCUUCAUUGAUGAAAUUGAUUCCCUGUGCGGCUCAAGAAGUGAAAAUGAAAGCGAAGCCGCCCGGAGAAUUAAGACGGAGUUCCUAGUUCAAAUGCAAGGCGUUGGUGUAGACAAUGAUGGAAUUUUGGUUCUGGGAGCUACAAAUAUACCGUGGGUUCUGGAUUCUGCCAUUAGAAGAAGAUUUGAGAAACGAAUUUAUAUUCCUUUGCCUGAGGCCCACGCCCGAGCAGCGAUGUUUAAACUGCACCUGGGGACCACUCAGAACAGUCUCACAGAAACAGACUUCCGGGAACUCGGGAAGAAAACGGAUGGUUAUUCGGGGGCGGACAUAAGUAUCAUCGUGCGCGAUGCACUUAUGCAGCCUGUUCGAAAAGUGCAGUCAGCUACUCAUUUUAAAAAGGUGCGCGGACCUUCACGAGCUGAUCCCAACAAGACAGUAGAUGAUCUGCUAACACCCUGUUCUCCUGGUGACCCUGGUGCCAUUGAAAUGACAUGGAUGGAUGUCCCUGGGGAUAAACUUUUGGAGCCAGUUGUUUGCAUGUCGGAUAUGUUACGGUCACUAUCUAACACAAAACCCACAGUCAAUGAACAUGACUUGUUGAAGUUAAAGAAGUUUACAGAAGAUUUUGGCCAAGAAGGCUAAACCAAAGACAACGAAGAAGACAUUUACCAUAUGUCACCUUUUCAGUGAGAGAUUCCCUGGUCAUCCUAUUUAAAAUUGCAAUCCCUCCUGAUGCUCCGUAUACCCAUUCCCUGCUUUAUUUUCCUCUGCAGCACUUACCAUGUAACAUGCUGUAUAGUUUCCUAUUUUCUUACUUGUAAUUUUCUCUGCUAACAUGUAUGUUCUGUGAGAGCUGGGAUUUUCUGGUCUUUCUUUCCUCUCUCUCUCUCUGCUGUAUCUCAGUAUCCGGAACAGUGCCUGGUGUUUGAUGGGUGCUCAAUAAAUAUUU